ACAGAAACCUCAGAUAACUGUUCGAACACGAUUGGAAAACGCAUCACCAAAUCACAAGCCUCAAAAUGACUACGCAGAUUCCAGAAGUCACCUGGGCGCAACGCUCCUCAAGUACCGAGCCUGAGAAGAACUACGUAUACCUCACCAUCGUUGCCGCCGACGUACCAGAGUCGGAUCUGAAGCUCGACCUCAAGGAGCAGUCACUCAGCUUCAAGGGUACCUCAACAUCUAAGAAAGUCACAUACGCCGUUGACCUCGAGUUUUACGCGGAGAUCGAUCCCAAGGAGUCAAAGAUCCAUCACAGCGGCCGUGAUGUCACAUUGGUACUGCGCAAGAAGGAACUUAAGGAGGAGUACUGGCCUCGUCUGCUGAAAGACAGCAAGAAGAUGCACUUCCUCAAGACCAAUUUCGACAAGUGGGUCGAUGAGGAUGAGCAAGACGAGGCACCCGAGGACGAGUCCAUGAACCAGAUGAACCCUAUGGGCGGCGCUGGUGGUGAUGGUGGCUUCGGUGGCAUCGACUUCAGUAAGCUCGGCGGUGCUGGAGGCAUGGGAGGCAUGGGAGGCAUGGCUGGCAUGCCUGGUAUGGGCGGUAUGGACCUGAGCAGCAUGGGAAUGGACGCUGGUGGCGACGAUAGCGACGAUGACGACGACGACAUGCCCGAACUCGAGAACGACGAGGACAGCAAGGACAAGACACCCGCAGCAGAUGCAGCAGGUGAGAAGUCCAAGAUCGAGGAGCUUGCUUAGGUGUUGUUUCUUCUCGCAUCAAGCAUUUGACUGGCACGAGACGGGGUGCGUGGCGCGCAUGUACUGGCUGGCGCUACCACUCUAUCUUUGGGGGGAAAUUCGGAGUCCGAUUCCUUGACAAGGCGCGGAAUGCCUCUAUGAGUUUGUUGCUCGGGACCCUGGCGUGCGGAUGUAGGUGAUGAUGACAUUACGGAGUAUAUGAUAAAACAAUACGAACCAUGUUUUCAUGACUGAACCAAA
Molecule: messenger RNA, 989 nt
Organism: Pyrenophora tritici-repentis Pt-1C-BFP
Lineage: Eukaryota; Fungi; Ascomycota; Dothideomycetes; Pleosporales; Pleosporaceae
Source: RefSeq, a predicted model, not a curated record